This is a messenger RNA of Hirsutella rhossiliensis, 873 nucleotides long. Its product is annotated as endonuclease-reverse transcriptase domain-containing protein. Gene Ontology annotation, molecular function: catalytic activity. The coding region runs from base 1 to 873 and encodes 290 amino acids. The transcript is spliced from 2 exons. Lineage: Eukaryota; Fungi; Ascomycota; Sordariomycetes; Hypocreales; Ophiocordycipitaceae. The record is from RefSeq and is a predicted model, not a curated record.
AUGGAGCUCGAACGGGCCACGGCGACCGCCUCCCCAACCCUCCAAGGACCGACCCCGUCGCCCUGCAUGAGAGCUGCCGAGGCCCGCCUAGGCAAGCAACAAGACCAGCAGCAGCAACAGCAGCAGCAACAGCAGCAGCAAUGUCGACCCCAGCGGCUGUCCCCCACCAGCGCGCAGGCGCCAGACUCCACAACGCUCCCUCCACCACAGGAAGACAGAUCCGAGUCUCCUAUGAAGAGGCGCCGACGAAACCAUAGCCCUACGACUAGCGGAAGCAGAAGACUACGACGUCGUGCUCAUCCAGGAACCGAACGUUUGGAUAGAAAAGAAGGCGGAGCCUGCAGGACCCAGACGCACCGCUCCUUCCACGCAUUCGCCCCAGAACGCGCCUGGGAACCGGAUCAGGCCCCGAGAGUGAUCUCGUAUGUCCGGAACCACCCAGAUAUACGGGCAGAGCAACUCUGCCCCGCCCCUACGCGUGAUAUCCUGUGGCUCCGGGUAAACAGCACCCUUAUUAUCAACUUCUAUCGACACGCGAAGACACCCGAGCCACUCGACUACCUCCUCCACCAGCAGGACGUCCCCGAGAGAUGCCUCAUCGCGGGCGACUUCAACGCCUGUCAUUUCUCCUGGCAGCCUGGAGCCCGGAGUGCGAGGAACGGAAAGGACAUCGCCCAGUGGGCGGCCGACAAGGGGCUCGGACUGCUCACCACGCCAGGCGAGGCCACACACGCCCGCGGAAAUACCAUUGAUCUAGCCUUUGCCAAUAUCCCUCUGCUGACGCGCUUAUCGAAGAGCACCUUCAUACCGGCUCGGACCAUUACACGAUCAGCAUUACGCUCCCCGGCGGAUUCCCCCAAGGACGAUAGCUAG